Messenger RNA from Triplophysa rosa, 5990 nucleotides. RefSeq names its product interleukin-17 receptor E (gene il17re). NCBI's taxonomy places the organism in Eukaryota, Metazoa, Chordata, Actinopteri, Cypriniformes, Nemacheilidae. The transcript is spliced from 17 exons. Gene Ontology annotation, molecular function: interleukin-17 receptor activity. The record is from RefSeq and is a predicted model, not a curated record. Bases 3090 to 5357 code for a protein of 755 amino acids.
CUGUGGAAUUAAUUAUUUAUUAUCUCCACAAGCGAUCACAGUUUGAAGGUAACGUUAGUAAUUGCAUAUAUAAACAGUGCUUUGUCCGCAGUUAUUUAAUAAGACUGACAAAAAUAUUAUUAACGUAACAUACCAGUUGAGAUAUGCAAUGAUUUAUAUGCCGUUUUGUUUGUUACUUUCAUGACAUGAAUGUAUUAUUCCAUCAGUGUUUCCCAUACAAUGCAUUUACUUAUUCUGCGUCACAUUUUGUAAUUUUUUUAUCCAUCCGUGAUAGUGACUGUAUCUGUGAUUGAUUAACUAGAAGAUAAACAGCACUUCCGCGUCUUUCUUCUUUCCUGACCUGUUUGAUGUGAGUUGACGCACGGCCGCAUGCGGGUCCACUCUCCCGUGUUUGCAUGCGCUCUCUUUCUCGAUGAGCUUCAUGUGUGUGAGUCCUCGGUCCCUACCAAUGAGUUUGGUGCAGUGUUUGCGUUUGUGUUUCAGACCCCUGUAUUUAUUUUUUUAAUUAGCUAGAAUUAUUUAUUUUUGAACAAGACAAUUUAGUAACAGUUAGUGUUGCUUUCGUCAACGAAAAUUAUGACGAAAUAUGGUCGUCAACGAACCUUUAUCACGUGACGAAAACGAGACGAGACGCAACGUAAAUGCUGGUCAUGUGACGAUGACUAUAAUUAAAUGUACAAUGCAAUAUUGUUGACAAAUAAAAACGAGACUAAAUGUGGUUUACAAAAUAAAAACUAUGCUAAAAUGUCUCUUCAUUGUCGUUGACCAAAACGAGACGAGACGAAAUGUUAUUAAUUAAACGUUAAUUAAACGUUAUUUCGUCUGAUGCGGAAUCCUGUUAGUUAAAUGUCGUCUGGCUGUUCUGCGUGUCUGAAUGAAUUAUGUGCACAGUUUAACAUACAACACGAGUGAUGGUCGAGGAUUUAUCUGCGUCUGCACUGUAUGAGGAUAUGAACACAAGAACUUCAUCUCCAGAGUUGCUCUGAGUUUAUUUUACGAGCGUUUACUGUUUGAGUGAAGCUAUCGGCAAACACAAAAACUCAAGCGUCUAACCAAAGACCCGUCAAAAUAAAAGUCCCGUUAAAUUGAACACUCCGACAAAAAAUACUUUAGUGAACUAUAAUAACUUUAAACCUCUCUAGCUCCAGUGCUAUGUGCAAAAAAAGUCUGCAUUAAUUUACUGCAUUCUGUAUGCUACUACAGGGCACUGAGGGCACUUACUCUUCUCCUGUUGGUUCUUUGCAAUGCUGGCAAAUGUAACCUUCCAGUUGACUUGCCAAAUCACUUCCAUUUGUUUUAUUAAUAAAGGAUAUUGGAAGUAAAAUCGGUCUGGGUUAUGACAAAUGCUACACACAGCGAGAAAAAGAAAAUUUGUAUAGGAAAAAGAUGCAUCGAGAAUUGUUUUAUCAUCACAUUCGCCCUCUGAAUCGUAAUCGAAUCGCAUCGUGACGUGCCUAGAGAUUCCCACCCCUACCGAUGGCCAUAAAUUCAAAUCAGACGUCUUCCGUGUCUGGAAUAAGAUAACCUUGUUCGAAAUGGGUUUGGCUAAAAUAAAAUGUUGGUUUCGUCUAUACUACUAUGUACUUAUACUGACUGGGUUACAUAGAAUUGCAUUACUAAAAAGAGACUAAAAUACAAUUUUCAUUGACUAAAACUGGACUAAAAUGUCAUCAGUUUUCGUCGACUAAAACUAGACGAAAAUAGUCAUGGAUAAUUCUGACUAAAAUAAGACUAAAAUGCUCAGACUUUUAGUCGACUGAAACUUGACUAGACUAAAAAGUGUAUGAACGUGAUUAAAACUAAUAAAAACUAAAAUGACAGCUUGACACAAAGACUAGACUAAAACUAAAAUUAAAACAGGCCGCCAAAAACAACACUAGUAACAGUGCACUUUAUUUUCACUCUUUCAGACCCCUCUAUUUAUUGGUGUAUAGAUGCAAAUGUUUUGCUUUGUGUGCAAGGAGGGAGUGAUUGUUCUAAAUAAAAUAGUUUGUUUAGUUGUGUUGUAAUCAGUGUGUAAAAAACAGAAGUAUAACAGUAAAUAAACAUCUGUUUUGCUUAUCGGGUAUCGGGCACAUAAACAUGCAAAUAAUCGGUAUCUAUAUCUAUAUACAUCUAUAUAUGUUUAAAAAAAAACAAUAUUGGUUGAUCACUACAAUUUAUACAAAUAUGCUUUCCUGACAUCACUUUUAGACGCUACUAUAUUGUCUCAAGCAAUGUUACAACGUGACUUGUUCAAAUUGUACUUCAUGUUAGGGCACACAGUAAUUGUCAGGAAUAGGAAGGGACAGAGAGAUUGAAAACCGAAGGUAAUGUUUUUAGGGAAGAAGAAUUAGAUUUUAGAACAAUUUCAGUCAGGGUUUAGGUCAGGUCAGGUCAGAUUCCUUGUUUAAAGGAAUAGUUCACCUUCAAAAUAAAAUGUUGUCAUGAUUUACUCACCCUGUUGUUAUUUUAAACCUGUGUGCUUUUCUUCUGCAAAACGGAAAAGAAGAUUUUUUGAAAAAUGUUGGUAACCAAAAACCGUUGGUUCCCCCUGACUUCUAUUGUAUGGACACAAAACCAACGCGAGUCAAUGGGGACCAACAUUUUUCAAAAUAUCUUCUUUUGUUUUCUGCAGAAGAAAGAAAGUCAUACAGGUUUGAAAUGACAAGAGAAUCACAGUAAAUAAUGACAGAAUUUUCAUUUUGAAGGUGAACUAUACUUUUAAAGGUGAUUCUCUCUACUAACGAUCUUGAGAAGGUCUUUAAUGCUUUUAUUUUGUCCUCACUGGACUACUGUAAUCGUCUUUAUGUGAGGCCCUGUCAGGCCUCUUAUUUCAUGCUUGUAGCUAGUUCCGAAUGCAGCAGCUAGGCUAAUUGUCAGGAAUAGUGAUCUGAUUUCUCCUGUUCUGACCUCACUUGGGUGGCUGUCGGUUGAGUUCAGUAUACAGUAAUGCCUGGCUAAGUCACGUUUAAGAACCAGCCACACUGAAGCAUCCAGCUCUCUCCAAUACCGUGUUAUUUUAUAACAACCCAUGUGAUGUGAGCGGCUUUAUUUACUCUGCUUUUGGAAAUGUGAACUGUUGAUGGCUGUGGCAAAGAAAUUGUCCAAUGUUAACACUGCAUAACUGUAUGCUUCAGUUCUUUAAUAAUUUUAAAGCUCUUCGCCAUCUACACUGUCAUGCAAAACAAGAACUAUCAACACGUGUGACUGCUGGCCAGAGUUUCAUGUCAUCAUCCCAAGUAGAUGUCGCUGUCCAACUUUGUGUGGAGCAGUGCUGUUGUGGUGCUGAGCGAUGCAUGCCUCGUUUGAGACUCUACACUGCUCAGGAUGUGUGUGUCCAUGUGCGGCUUUGUGUAGAACCUCUAUUGGCUAAUAAAACACUGAAGAUAGAGUUUAGUAACUCUGAAACUGCUGACUCCUACACGUUUCUCAUCUGGAAACAAAACCACACUGUUUUGUGGAACAGCACAAAUGGUGAGCAGUUUUUUCAGCCUCAUCAUACUAAAAUUCAGAUACGUGAUACAACAACCGACCAGACGUGUUGGAUUCUACGGUUUGUUUCCUGUUUCCUGGCUCAGCCAGGCCAGAAGGUCAGUGUGUCUGUUUACAGCAAAAAUGAGAUGCUCACUAGUGCAGAGCACAUCACACCAGAUCCAGUGCCUAAGGCCGAGAUUACUGUGGACAACCUUGCCAAACAUUUCACUGUCAGGGUGAAAGCAGACAAUGUCUUGAAGAUCAGACUUUGUUACAAGCAUUCAUACACAGAGUGUGAACAAUUAACCUAUUUUGGUCUGAUUGACCCGCAGGUAAAUCAGACUGUUAAUCUGAGCUUCCCCUACCUGCUGCCAUGUCUUUGUGUACAGUUAUGGUAUACAGGACACGACACCAAAAGAAACACUCAGUGUCCCCUAAAAGAGACAUUACUUCCACAUGGAGGCGACAGCUUGUCCUCUAGCUCAGCAAGAGUCAUCGGCUCUGUUCUGUACUGGAAGCCUGUCUGCCUUUCUGACCACUCAAAUCUCACCGUUUCUCUGUGCUGGCUUCUCCUUGAGCAGGGCUCUCAUUGCGUCCCUGACUCCAAUGCUGCCCUCUAUGGGACAAACCUGAAAUACAAUGUAUCUGCUGUAGAUAAACACCCUCAGAUGUGUGUAAAGUUUUCCUUAAAUGUCAGUCAUCAAGUCUUCUGUCCCUUCGUGUCAGAGGAUGGCUCUGAAUGGAGUGUGACAGCUGUCCCUAAAUCACUGCAUCUGCAAAUACAUCUGACAUCCAAUAUUGCAGCUUCUUUUGCUGCUCAGCUGUGCGCCAGAGAGGGAGACAAGUGUGUUCCUCAGGGAAAUGUCCUCUCAUGUCAAGUGGAUGGGGGGCACACAGAGGCUGAACUGAGCGUGCCAUUUUCUUUUCUCUCAUCAGGACUGUGUGUGCAGGUGUGGCACUUAGAACUUCAGGGAAGACGAAUAAUUUGCCCUGAUUACACACACAGGCGAUGGGGUCUCAUCAUUGGUGCUGCAUUGUCUCUUCUGGCUGCAGUGAUGGUAGUGGUCUGCAUCACGUGCUGUUUGGUCAAAAGAACAAUAUCAGUUUGGCGCUGUGCUGAAAGAAGACCCCUGCUGCUUGUGUGUUCGUCUGAUGACACAGCCCACAUUACUGCUGUGUGUUCUUUAGCGUCCGGCCUACAGGACGAGCUCUUCAUGGAUGUGAGGCUGGCACAGUGGUCGCAUUGUCGGUCUCAGCCCUCUCUUGCUCAGCUGGGACCCCAGCCGUGGCUGUACGGCCAGUGUCAGGCCAUGCAGAAGGCUGGCGGUGCCAUCCUGAUCGCAUGGAGUCUUGAUGCUCACCAUAGUUAUCUAAGAUGGAGAAAGAGCCAUUCGCUCUUGGAGAAAAAAUGGUCAUCCAGAUUCUGUAACACUGGCAUGUAUAGUGAUGUUGAAGGUGGGUGUGAAGACAAGGAGAAUAUGUGUUAUGAUGAAGAGUUGAUAGAAAAACCAAGAAAUUCAUCGUUGAUCACAGCUGCUGUUUUCAAUGCUGCCCUCUCCUGUCUGUGGACAGGAAUACACAGUGAUUUUCAUGGUGAAGGAUUUGGAUUGGUUUGCUUCCAGAACCUUGACACCAGCAAUCACAUCCCAAAACUCCUCAGGUGUGUUCAGAAGUACUGUCUCCCUAGAGACCUGUCCACUUUAAUACAUGACCUAGGAAGCUCAAGGAAUGGGAUUGAAAAAAGCAAAGGAAACAAUCGAUGCUGGCCACGUCUUCUUUCGAAAGGUCUUUCAUUUCUUGUGUCACGUCAGCUUGCAUUGAGACUGGCGGUAAAACUCCCUGUGUUGGACAGAGGCAGCUCGAAAAACCCUCAAGUUCUCGCAGAAAAUAAAGGGCAGUAAUAAGCAAAAGACGUUAAAACAAAAGAAGCGUCACAGGAACGUUGUGUCAUCAAUUUUGUCCAGAAAGGAGUGUUUGAAGAAAAAAAAUGCAGCAGAGCUACUAAGAGCAAACAUAUUACACUUACAAACAGCCAUGCACUGAGUUCCAUGCAUAUUGCAAAUGCUGUAUAACAGCCUCAACAUGCAACAUCAAAUUACUCCGCUUACUGAAUACAGUAGUAAAUAUUACCAGUUACCACUCACCUCAAGCGGAUCAGCGAUUGACAAAGACAAUGAUACAUUCCAAGACCAGAACAGUAUGUGUAAAUAUGUAAUAUGUAUGUGUUUUUUUUUUGUAAAAUGUUCUGCAUCGGUGAACAUUGUACCUUAUCGCAGUAUCAACUGCAAGUUUCGACACCUGGAGAAUGUUACCAGACAACCACUUUAGUUGUUCUGACUAGUUCAUAAAGAAAAUGAAAAUGUGCUCUGAUCCAUUUCUCAGACAUACAUAUAUGUAUUCUCCCCUUUGUAUUUGUCCUGUUUUAUUUAAUUACAACCACAAUCAAUUUUUAUUUUUUAUUGUAAUUAUUUUAAUGAAAAAACAAUUAUGGAUCUGAAAAAAUAAACGGUUGUCUAAAUUGUUAAAAUAAAUUG